This is a messenger RNA of Frankliniella occidentalis (western flower thrips), 2338 nucleotides long. RefSeq lists its product as uncharacterized. Gene Ontology annotation, biological process: centrosome cycle; spindle assembly. NCBI's taxonomy places the organism in Eukaryota, Metazoa, Arthropoda, Insecta, Thysanoptera, Thripidae. The transcript has 11 exons. Gene Ontology annotation, cellular component: centrosome; HAUS complex. The coding region runs from base 138 to 2213 and encodes 691 amino acids. The record is from RefSeq and is a predicted model, not a curated record.
GUGCAUUAAAUUAAGAAAAACAAUUGAAAGACAAACAAAUGCUGGACCGCUUUUGAAAUUCUGACAGCUGACCUCAGAAGAGCCCCAAAAGGUGUUUAAGGUAUAUUUUAUGUUCUUAUUUCACGAAAUUAUUCAGGAUGACAGAAAAGGAAGCACGCAAAACUGCAGAAGAUCUGCAGGAGUGGGCCAAACGAAUGGGCUUUACUCCGGGGUCCAAAUUUGUUAGUGCAGAAGAGUUUCCAAGCACCGAAGCAUUUCAGAAAUUAUGCAAAGGAAAAUCAAUUGCUUUCUGGCAAGAUAUCUUGAAGAAUGUCAGACCAAAGAAUGAAGUAUUGCACAUUCAGAAGAAUCUGCUUCUUGACCGAUUAAGGAAGGGUAAAACUCUUGAGAAGGAUCCACUUCCUGGUAUUGGCAAACAAUUCCUCCUUGCCUCAAAACUUGCUGCACAGCAAAAGGAGAAAACUGAGCUGCUGGAAUCCAUUCAAAAGCGUGAAACUGCUAUUAAGGCUAAGGAAAAAGUGUUAAGGAAAUCAGGCCAUAAGAUCAUUGAAUUAGAUAAUCAAGUUGAUGAACUAAAAAAGAAACAACUAAUGUUUAAACUGAAGGCUGCUGAUUGCCGUUCAAAGAUAGAUUGGUUCAAAGAGAUCUCAGAUGUUGUCAGUGAUCUAUGUCCCCCUCCACCAAACGCCAAGCCUUCAACAAAUAUGUCAUCUGAUACUGCUGAGGCUGCUCUGCGCAAAUGCACUGAUGCAAUCAGAGAAUUUCAUUCUAAAUCACCUGAAAAUGAUCUUGAAAUAAGUAAAAGUGACGAGACCGAAGAUGCUCAUUUAAAGCACCUGUGGGAAAAAUUUAGAUCUAAUAUUAAUGGAUGGGGAGCUAAGCAAAUAUCAGAUGCUCUCUGUCAAGUUUUAAUGCCAGAACUGAUUGAUGAGAUAUCAGCUCUCUGUGCAGAUGACUCGACUACUUCAAGAUCAUCUGAUGCCCAUCCAUCUCUCAUCAACAAUGCUCUUGCUAUUUUGCCUGCCAAGCAGAUGGAAUAUGUUCUUGAGUUUAUUAAUCUGUCAACUAAAUCAAAGAUUCAGGAAGAUGAGAUACAGAAAUUAAAGGAAGAACUCACUGAAACACUUAGUCUUUUGAAAGAAAACACUUCUAUGCUCAAUAAGUCAUCUACUAACACACCUGAAAUCGUAAAAGUUUGGAUUGAAGCACAGUCAAAGAAGGCUCAGCUUUCGGCUAAGCUGCAAGGCAUUAAGUUCGAAAUUGCUAGACUGAAGGAAAGUGUCCCUUGUCGGUCUGUCGUCUCAUCAAGUUUGAAAUUAGUGAAAGAAGAAUUAGCAAAGCUUGAUUUGCAAGUGGACAAUGACAAGAAGCAGGUGGAGCAAAAUCUAGCUCACAUGAAAAUGGUCAGUGUCAGACUCAAAUCAGCUCAGUCAAAAGCUCUGAAAAUGCGCUCUGAUUUUAACAGUCAGGUGCCUCAGUUCUUUAAAAGGGCAAGAAACAAGAGUUUUGAUUCUGAUACAGACAUCUCCAGUCCUCGAGAGAAAGUCCCAUUUACAUCUACAAUGAUUGAAAACGAUAAACUUGAUCCAAAUUUUACUCUGGAUUCAACUUGUCUUUCUGUUGUUGAAAAAUUUGGACAGUUACACCCUUUAGAUUUUGUUGCAUCAUUGAAAGAGUCUAUUUCCAAAGAAGCCAAAUUAUUUAUCAAAGUGCACUUGGAUCUUGUGCCUUUUGUGAUUCGUAACGGGAAAAGGGAAUCCAUGUCCAACUUAAUGGUUUUAGCUCCUCAGAUGACAUCUCAUUCUUCUAACAUGCCACAUCGAAAUUUCCUGCAGAUUGUGCCUGGUACUCCGUUUACUAGUGCACCUCAAAUACUUCUGAAUCAUUUGUGUGCUCAGAACCAUUUGAGAGCUAGACACCUCUAUAAAAUUCUUAAGGACCUUCCACCUCUCACUGCUCUCCAAGCACCUAAAAUUACAGAAGCAUUGCUGAAGCAGAUUCCAAAACAAGAAAAGGUUCUGCUAGAGAAGAUUGAAAAUGCUCAUGCAUCUGCGGGAAAGCUUGAAAUGCUGCUUUCCAAGUGUAGGAGCAAUUUGGAGCAUUGGGUGGAGAGACCAGUAAGAAAUGCUGUUCCUUGUACGAUGAUCGUCAACGGACGGACGUUCAGCGAAUGGUGUGCACUUUAUGACGAAAAGUCAAAGGUAGAAAAGUAAAAUAAAUUCCACCUGUCUGAUGUGCUUCUUAUGUUAAAUCCAGAAUCUAUCUAUGAAUAGCUAUGAAAUUUUGUAAAUAUGUGUUAGAAAUUAAACUGCGAGUUCCACUCAACAUUACAAUCAAA